Molecule: messenger RNA, 4718 nt
Organism: Rhodofomes roseus
Lineage: Eukaryota; Fungi; Basidiomycota; Agaricomycetes; Polyporales; Fomitopsidaceae
Product: WD40-repeat-containing domain protein
Exons: 8
Coding region: 216-4718 (1500 amino acids)
Biological process (GO): cell surface receptor signaling pathway
Molecular function (GO): protein binding
Source: RefSeq, a predicted model, not a curated record
GAACCGGCGCUUGCUGACGUUACAACAGAGUUAGUAUCAAGGCUCAUUGAGACCACACACAUAGGUUCGAUGCAUACGGAUCUCCCGGUAGGAGCGUGGCAUGUAUUUUACGGCAUCACAAUAUAUCGGGCCCGAGGGCUACAGGCUCCUGCAGCAAAUUGUCCGGGUACGUCCUGUCCCAGACCUCAUCCCUACCAUUGCAGAUCCGCUCCAUCAUGGCACCUUCCUUCAAAUCAGAGUCUCCCGGUGGCCAAAGCAUUCAAAGACCUAAGGAUCUGGCGGUCGAUCUGCUGAUCGCGACCUUGAAAGUCACGAAGGAGGCAUCUGCGGUGUUCCCUCCAUUGCAGUCCGUCGCCGGCGGUCUCCUGGCGGUGGCCGACAUAGUGAAGAAAAUGUCUGCCAAUGCGGACGACAUCAAAGAAGUGACCAAAUACAUCGACAGCCUGAAUGCAGUGCUCGCGGCCGCCAAACCUCCUGAAGGCGCUACAUAUCCGAAGUCUCUGGAGAAUAGGGUUGAGAAACUCAGUUGUGAGAUCGAGUCUAUCAAUCAAGACCUCCAGUCUCUCAAAUCCCGCCCGCUGCUCUCCCGUCUGUUUUCCUCGGACGAAACCUCGGGCAAAGUCCAGGGAUGUCUACGUUCUCUGUCAUGGUGCAUCCAUAACUUCAACGUUCCGAGCAGUAUUGCCAUUGAGAUGGCCGUUGACUCAUUACACACUACAGUUCGGACUGGCUUUCAUCAUGUGCAUGAACACCUCGAUGCCUUACCAGCCCAAUUUCGCGAAGAGGGUCAAGCGAUGAACGACCACAUCGGGAAGGCCGAUGGAGAAUACAACGUUCCUCGGCACGCGGCGUCGGCACCUUUUGACGCGCAGAGUAGCCGUGUUAUAUGCGAGAAGGACACCCGGCUGGAGACUCUGGAUACUAUCUGGAGCUGGAUGAAACAGAAGUCGAAGGAUCCGUCCUCUCCUCAUGCUCCCGAUGCUCCUGAUGUCAAGGCCAGCCGCGUGUUCUGGCUCAGUGGUCUUGCAGGCGCUGGGAAAUCAACCCUCGCACAGACCAUCGCCAAACGAUGCGACGAGGCUCAGUUUCUAGGUGCAAGCUUCUUCUGUUCCCGAGACUCGCACGAAUGUAGCAAUAUCCAGCUCAUCUUCCCCACAAUUGCCUAUCAACUCUCUAAACGCAACACUCGCUUUCGGGACGCGGUCUCGGCUGUCUUGCAGAUAGAUCAAGAUAUUCACGAGUCAUCACCGUCUCGCCAGCUCCAACAAUUGAUCGUCGGGCCUCUGAGGAUCGCCCGGGAGGAGGGCAGCUUCCCAGAGUAUGCUGUUGUCAUCGACGCUCUCGACGAAUGCAGGGACGACGACGCGACGUCAGUAAUCCUUCGCGCACUCUCCCACUAUGUCGACUCUCUGGAGCCUCUGAAGUUCCUGAUAACGAGCCGGCCGAUACCAAGGGUCCAUGGCGGAUUCCGCCUCCCUGGUCUUGUCAAUAAUACUAAGCACCUCGCCCUCGAAACGGACAUCCCUGCAGAAACUGUGCGGCGCGAUAUUCAACAAUUCCUACGAGUGCAGCUUGCGGAAGUGCGUCAGGUCUACAGCAUCAGAACGGAAUCAUGGCCUUAUGCUGGGGAUAUAUCUCUGCUGGCUGAGCGCUCCAGUACCCUGUUCAUAUUCGCCGCAACCGCCGUCAAAUUCGUGAAGGACGAUCGCAUCUGUAAUCCCGAGAGACAGCUCAUGAGGUUGUUGGAUUCGGAACCCAUCUUAGACUCUUUCAUCUCUCCUCAUCGCUCCCUCGAUCUUCUCUACCUUCAGGUUCUCCAGAACGCUUUCCCGAAGAUGCAUGGGACACUCAAAGCGCAUUUCAAACUCGUCGUGGGAUCCAUCGUGCUCAUCCGCGAUCGACUUUCUCCCUCCGCGUUGGAGGAUCUGCUCAAUCAACAGAGUAACACGGUUAAGAGGGCCCUUCGGCCACUCCAGUCGCUCAUUACGGUUCUGGAGCGCAGUGAAGGCGAGGUCAUCCGUCUCAUCCAUCCAUCCUUCCACGACUUCCUUGUGGAUCGCAGCCGCUGCACUGAUGACGACUUCUUCGUCAAUCCCAAAUUGCAGCAUACCGUUCUAGCCAAGUGCUGCCUUAGCACGUUGAAGGACCUGAGACGGGAUAUGUGCGCCAUUGGUGAUCCAUCAGUGCUCAACGGGGAAGUGGUUGGAUUGCACGAACGGAUAUCACGCGGUAUUCCCGCAUCCCUCCAAUACGCUUGUCGUCACUGGGCUUUCCACGUCUCCCACGCAGACAUAGACGACGAGACCGUCCAGCUCCUGUCGUUGUUUUGCCUACCUGAGCACAUGCUCAGGUGGCUGGAGGUGCUGAGUCUCUUGGGUGAGCUCGGCGGGGCCAUCAACGCUCUGCACUCGGCUCGGCUCGCCCUUGAGGUCCUCCCUGCUCCUGUGUCCGACAUUCUCAUCUUGCUGGACGACUGUGGACGACUGGUUCGAGAGUUCUACCCCAGUCUCAGUGCUUGUGCUUCUCAGGCCUACUCCGGCGUCAUAUCAUUUUGUCCUACCGCAACCCGUUUUCGGGAGCUGUACAUGGCAAGCAACAUGGAGGACGGCCCCAGGCUUGUGAGCGGUAUGCAGCGCUCUUGGAGCCCUUGCCUCUCCAUCAUGGAAGGUCACUCCAACGUGGUCACCUCGGUAGCCUUCUCACCUACCGGAGAGACAGUCGUGUCUGGUUCGUGGGAUCAUACCAUACGCCUAUGGGAUGUGGAGACCGGCUCGCACCUUCAUACUUUUCACGGGCAUUCAAACCAUGUCAUGGCGGUCGUGUUCUCUCCCAAUGGCCAGGAGAUAGCGUCGGGAUCACUCGAUAGGACAGUCAAAGUCUGGGAUAGUGUCACCGGUGCUUGCCUACACACUCUGAUCCACCCUGGUGACAGCUCGGUGAAAACCGUGACUUAUUCUCCUGAUGGCCGCUGGCUUGCAUCGGGCAGAUAUGAUGGUACCAUCAUUCUCUGGGACUCCAACGCUGAUUCCACCACGCAGUUUGGAAUGCGUGGCGAGCAAUUUGCCGUAUAUUCAAUCGCUUUCACUCAUUCAAGCUCCUUCAUGGUAUCCGCUUCAGCCGACGGCGGUUGCAAAGUCUGGGACCACCAACACUCCCUGCCGAUACGGACAUAUGGCCGCAAAGUCCCAGCGACGUCGGUUGCUAUUCCUGGCGAUGACCAGACGGUCGCAUGUGGCUACAACGAUGGGAGGAUUGUUCUGCUGGACUUCACUACCCUUACAUGCCUCGGGGAACUGAAGAAUCAUCACACGGGCAUCGAAUCGUUGGCAUUCUCUCCCGACAACCAGAUCUUAGCAUCUGCUUCCUGGUACUCCCAUAACACCGACCUGUGGUCCACGGCGAAUGGGAAACAAAUUGGCUCCUUGGUCGGACAUGCUGCCGAUGCUCUCUGCGUGAGAUUCUCUCCCAGUGGAGAUAGGAUCUGUUCAGGUAGUUACGAUGGUUCAGUUCGUAUAUGGCAGUGGAGGUUAGCUCUUCAUCUACCCACGAAGCCUCCCACGCCUCUCUUGCGGGCUCUCCUCCUCCUUGGGCCGUUUGUACCGCGCUCUCUGCAUCUUAGGCCGUCCCGUGACACAAACACGGAGGCAUACACAAGACAGUAUGCAGUGCCCGGAUAUCUUCAUGUCGCUUUGAUUCUCGGUAUGGCGUUCUCUCCCGAUGGGUCACUGCUUGCAACUUCAUCUUUGAAUGGAACGCUCCACUUGUGGAACACCGCAACUGGCGAAAAGCUUCAAACGUUCAUUGGUCACAGGGGUCUCGUCAUAUGCGUAGCAUUUUCCCCUGCCGGGACUACGGUGGCAUCAGCUGGUCACGACGACAACACAGUGCGGAUCUGGGACGUGAAGAAGGGUCAAUGCCAGAAGGUCCUUGAAGGUCAUACCGACGCAGUCACGGGAGUCGUGUUCUCGAAUGCCAGAAAUAGCCUAUUCUCCUGUUCUAGGGACGGAACGCUGCGUUUCUGGGAGUUCACAUCGAAAUCGGCCUCUAAGUCUACCACAGUCGCAACCAUAGUUCAUCGCGUCCAUGGCCCAAUCUUCGCUAUGGCCCUGUCCCCGGACAAGACGCAAGCGGUCAUAUCCAACGUCGACCAUGUACCGUCGGAUCCCCAUGCAUAUAGCUGUGCAUUAACAUUCAUAGAUGUGCAGACACGCACCGUGUUGGGGACGCGCCUUCUCGACUCCCGCCGUGUGGCAUCUUUAGCAUUCUCCCGUGAUGGAACGAGAGUCGCAUCCGGCAGGAACGACGGAACUAUAGCUCUCUGGGACAUCACAAAGGCCUCAGCCAUAGGAACACAGGAGCAAGCCGAUGAAGCCCUCCUGCACGUGUUUAAGACCGGCACCUCCAUGGAGCAGUUAUGGUUCUCCCCCGACCAAACAGCCAUACUAUCCAACUCGAGUUACAACGCUAUUCCUGCACAGCAUCAACCUGCGAAUCGUGUGAUCGACCUUCGUCCUUCCUCUCCACACUUUUACCUUUGCGACGGGUGGAUUUGGAGCGCAGCGCCGGAACGCAAGAGGAUAUGCUGGGUGCCGAUGGGCUAUCGCCAUAGCCAGUCGCAAGCCUAUGGCCGUGGCACCAUGCGCGUGUUUGGUACCAUGAUUGCGUUCGGGACGGAGAGCGGCAAAGUCGUCAUCAUUGACCUUUCGAGAUGCGUCUGA